Notothenia coriiceps (black rockcod) is the source of this 3745-nucleotide messenger RNA. It is a transcript of the gene nlgn3a, whose product is annotated as neuroligin 3a. The coding region runs from base 1 to 2016 and encodes 671 amino acids. The record is from RefSeq and is a predicted model, not a curated record. NCBI's taxonomy places the organism in Eukaryota, Metazoa, Chordata, Actinopteri, Perciformes, Nototheniidae. The transcript has 5 exons. Gene Ontology annotation, cellular component: membrane. Gene Ontology annotation, molecular function: neurexin family protein binding.
AUGCCGGAUGAUAAAGGUACUGCUAAUGUGGCAGAAUUCAGAGCCAGACAUCCAGUGUGCGGGCUAAUAAAAGCGUCAGUGGAGUAUGCAGCACGUGGCAGCCGCUCGGGGAACGCCCGCCGCCGAGUAGCAGCUCUCAUCACGUCGUGGAGGAUUGUGGGUUCCUGCUCCCUUAUAUUGGCCAGGAGCCCAUGCUUCCUCAGUACUGGUGACCAGGCUGCUAAAGGGAACUACGGGCUCCUGGACCAGAUCCAGGCGUUGAGGUGGAUCAGCGAGAACAUCGGCUUCUUCGGAGGAGACUCCAACCGCAUCACUGUGUUCGGUUCUGGGAUCGGAGCUUCCUGCGUCAGCCUGCUCACCCUCUCCCACCACUCUGAAGGUCUGUUCCACCGAGCCAUCAUUCAGAGCGGCUCAGCCCUCUCCAGCUGGGCAGUGAACUACCAGCCGGUCAAGUACACACGUCUCCUGUCGGAGAAGGUGGGCUGUAAUGUCCUGGACACCUUGGACAUGGUGGACUGUCUGAGGAAGAAGACCUCCAGGGAGCUGGUGGAGCAGGACAUACAACCAGCAAGAUACCACGUGGCCUUUGGACCUGUAAUCGAUGGGGAUGUUAUUCCAGAUGACCCCGAGAUCCUGAUGGAGCAGGGCGAGUUUCUUAACUACGACAUCAUGCUGGGGGUCAACCAGGGCGAGGGGCUGCGCUUUGUGGAGAACGUGGUGGAUUCAGAGGACGGCGUGUCUGGAAAUGACUUUGACUUCUCUGUGUCAGACUUUGUGGAUAGUCUGUAUGGGUACCCAGAGGGCAAGGACACGUUGAGGGAGACCAUUAAAUUCAUGUACACGGAUUGGGCAGACAGAGACAAUCCAGAGACAAGGCGCAAGACGCUGGUGGCUCUGUUUACCGACCACCAAUGGGUGGAGCCAUCGGUGGUGACGGCAGACCUCCACGCUCGCUACGGGUCUCCCACUUACUUCUACGCCUUUUACCACCACUGCCAGAGCCUGAUGAAGCCAGCCUGGUCAGACGCAGCCCAUGGGGACGAGGUGCCAUAUGUUUUUGGAAUUCCUAUGAUUGGUCCCACUGACCUUUUCCCCUGUAACUUCUCAAAGAACGAUGUCAUGCUCAGUGCUGUGGUCAUGACUUACUGGACCAACUUUGCCAAGACUGGGGAUCCUAACAAGCCGGUUCCUCAAGACACCAAGUUCAUCCACACCAAGGCCAACCGCUUUGAAGAGGUGGCCUGGUCCAAGUACAACCCCCAGGACCAGCUGUAUCUGCAUAUCGGCCUGAAGCCACGUGUGCGGGACCACUACCGCGCCACUAAAGUGGCCUUCUGGAAACACCUAGUGCCCCACCUGUACAACCUGCACGACAUGUUCCACUACACCUCCACCACCACCAAAGUGCCGCCACCAGAUACCACGCAGAACUCCUUGUCCACCAGGAGGCCCAACGGACAACACAACACCAAGCGGCCCCCCAUGUCCCCGGCCUACAACAAUGAGGACAAAGACUCUUGGAACGACGACGAGGAGACGGGGCCGCUGGUGGUGGAGAACCCUCGGGAUUACUCCACAGAGCUCAGUGUCACUAUCGCUGUGGGAGCGUCGCUGCUGUUCCUCAAUGUGCUGGCUUUCGCGGCCCUCUACUACCGCAAGGACAAGCGCCGGCAGGACUCCGGCCACGGGCAGCCCAGCCCACAACGCCAGACCACCUCCAACGACAUUGGCCACCAUGCGCCCGAGGAGGAGAUCAUGUCGCUGCAGAUGAACCAGACGCACCAUGAGUGUGAGGCGGGGAACAGCAACGAGGGGGCAUUGCGCUUGGCCUCGCUGCCCGACUACACGCUCACUCUGCGGCGCUCUCCGGACGACAUUCCCCUCAUGACCCCCAACACCAUCACCAUGAUCCCCAAUUCCCUGGUGGGGAUGCCCAACCUGCACCCCUACAACACCUUCACAACCGGCUUCAACUCCACCGGCCUGCCGCACUCCCACUCAACCACCCGCGUAUAGCUUUAAGGAGGCCUGGGGCAGCCGGCGCAGGCGGGGGGGGAGAGGAGGCAGCGGUGGUGGUGGUUGAGGAGGAACAGGAGGAUGAACGAUUGGAGGAGAGGAUUGUGUUUUAUAAAUAUCACAGGGAGGGGGGAGGGGAAGGGCAUGAGUCGGAUUAAAACGUGAAGAGAUUUAACUAGACUUUUACUACGAGGAGAGUUGCUGUGAGCUCUCUAGGGAUGUCAAGUUGUGCAGAGCUGCCAAAAUCAAACUGCUUUCCUUCUCCUGAUUGGGGGAGGGGGGGUCUUUCUGCAGUGUUUUUUUCUAAAAUAAUCAUUUUAAAAGCCUUUUUAAGCAGACUGAGGAGAUAUCAACACUGAUCUUCUAUACAUAACAAAACUAAGAGAAGUGCUUUUUAUUUCCCAUACCUUCCUCCUGCGGGAGACACAUCUCGAACAAUGGCCUCUACGUCAAUAUUCGCAAAAUGUUUUUAAUUGCUUCUUUGUUUUAUUUUACUUUUCAAUGCCUUACAAAGCUUGUUCUUUUUUGUCAUUAUUUCUAUUCCCUGAGACUAUUCCAAGUGGAGUGUGUUACAAACCGAUGAGACUCAAAGAUGAGAGACUGAAUACCGGGAUGGGAGCCUAGAGGAUAUGCAGAUGUAGAGAUUUUAAACCCUUUUUGGGCAACUCAUAUUUUCUUUCUGUUGUGUACCAAUGCAACAGCCACACAAACGGUGUUAUCUUUUUUAUCUCGUAUAGAAAUGAUUUGUCUGGGACAGCUCCUGCCGGGAAAUGAGAAGGCAGAGAUAAAUACUAUGUUACUGUGAUUGUUUUGUUAAGAAAAAAGUGCAUCUUUUACAGCCAAUUUAUCUGUUAAGCUAUCUGAUAUUAUCUCCACAAAGUGUGCACGUACACAUGCUGCUUAGAGCACCGGUGUGUUUGUGUGCAUGUGAAAAUGAUUUCUCGUUCCUUGCGUGGUAGAAGGAGGCUGAGAUAAAGGAAGAGACACAUUGUCGGAACUUGCGAAAGCAAGAGCGGCGAGGGAUUGAGUCUGCGUGUGUGAGAGUGUAUUUUGAGAGUGUGUGUGUGUGUGUGUGUGUGUGUGUGUGUGUGUGUGUGUGUGUGUGUGUCCGUGCACCUGUUUUUUGGUUUGUAGGUUGUAUAAUGUGGUUUUUUGGGGGGAGGGGGCUGAGUAUUUUCUUAUGUUGUUGAUUUUGGUUCAGCACCAGUAGUGUUUCUGCUGCGUCUCUGGGUGUCUGUCUUUGCAAAAUAGCACUUGUUAUUUUCAAAGUUAUAUAUGUCUAAUUUUGCUUAAAGAUUACAAAAUAAAUCUAUUAUUUUACGUGUAAGAGAAAAAAAAUAGCUAAAGAUUCAACUGAACUAACUGACAUGAUUCCAUUGACUUUGUAAGAGUUCCUCUUAAAAAGCAGACAGUGGCCUGUUUGCACUGAAUAAACCUACAUCAGUGCACACUUGUAUUUCUUUGAAUAUAUAUAUAAAUAUGGGCAUACAUAUAUGUAUAGAGCUUUUAGGAAGAUAUCAAUCCCACUUACAAAAAAAUUAAAACACUGUUCAGAUUGCACCAACAAAUAAAUUCUAAGCACUGUUGUUGCUGCCAAGACGUCCCUAGGUGUCUUUGUAAGAGCUCUAUAUGUAUAUUUAUGUAUACAAUAUUUAAUAUUUAUGUAUACCAGAUGCAUACAUGCUGAUUGUGCCAUGUGCCAAAUUAAAACUGUAAAAAAUGAAGAAUA